Molecule: messenger RNA, 457 nt
Organism: Manacus vitellinus (golden-collared manakin)
Lineage: Eukaryota; Metazoa; Chordata; Aves; Passeriformes; Pipridae
Product: maestro heat-like repeat family member 5
Exons: 4
Cellular component (GO): cytoplasm
Source: RefSeq, a predicted model, not a curated record
AUGACCCUCUCUGUGUUCCUCAAUGUGCUCCGGGACGAAGACCUUCAGGCAUUCAGCUCCGCUGCCCCAAAGCUGGCUGAGGCACUGUGUCCACUCUUUGACAAUGACAACAGCCACGUGCAGCUGCUCUCCAUUCGCCUCUUCCGAGAAAUGAUGGAGUUUCUGGCAGAAGAGGGACAAAAGACACUUGUGCAGCAGAGCCUGGUGCCGCUGUUCUUCCACUGCCGUGACGAGAACCAGUGCGUGGCAGAGGCCUCUCGGGAAACACUCCUUUGUGCUGCAAGUUUCCUCAAGAGAAGGGAUCUUGAGCAGCUGCUGAGGAAACAGCAGCACUUUGAGUUCUGCGAUUGCCUGAUGGACAAGGAUGUCAACCUAAGGGACGAGCACCUGCGCCAGGCCCUGCCCUACCUGCAGAGCCCACAGCAGCCCCUGCGAGAGGCGGCCGUCAGGUUCAUGG